AUGGAGAACAAAGUGAAGCUAACAAUUUAUAAAUGCCAAAAGUGCGGAUAUUCUUUGUUUGCAAAGAAAAGUUAUGAUGACCAUGUAAAUGCGCAUGUGUCGGAGAAAAAGUCGAAUAUUAAGUGCAUGUACUGUGAGUAUACAGCGGAUGAUAUUCAAACGUUACAAGCGCACAUAUAUGGUGAACACAAAGGAGAUAAAAUAUUACCGUGUCAAACAACUAAUUACUCCUGCGAUAACUGUGACUUCAAUACAUCAUUUAAAGGGCCAUUCUACUCGCAUAUAGCUUCAUGUAAAAAUAAAAGGCUGAAAACCGCGUUCAACUGCAAUUUGUGCUCGUACACAACAAACGCUAAUAAAGAUUUAAAAAAGCAUCAAAGAGACCACUGGAGUGAUAGCCAUCAUUGCCCGUAUUGUCAGCACCUUUCUAAAAACGCCAUCGCGUUGCAAAAGCACGUUUACUAUGGACAUUACAGACAGAACGAAAUCGAGAAAAAAAUCCACUUUACAAUAGAAAUUCACGCAUGUCCUUUCUGCUCUUUCAAGACUCUAUACAGCAGACAGUUGAAAACGCACAAUUGCAGCGAUAAUUUAAAGUUCAAGUGCAGUAAGUGCGACUAUAUAGCCCUAUCAGAUCACGCUCUUACCAUCCACGUAACGCAGUAUCAUUAUUCAUCACGUUUGGAGUGCCCAUAUUGCGAUUAUGUAGGGACAAAUGCCACCAAAGGAGCCCAGUUGCAGAGGCAUGUUUUUGGGAAUCACCGACACCAAAACGAGGUGGAAAAAAAAGUGAAGAUUAGGUUUCGGGUUUUUACUUGUAAAGGGUGUUCGUAUAGCACUUACGUUAGGAGGGGUUUUGAUAAACAUGUUUGUAAGAGUUCAUUAAAAAUGAAGUGUGUAAAAGUGGAAGGUUCGCCUUAG
Molecule: messenger RNA, 921 nt
Organism: Brassicogethes aeneus
Lineage: Eukaryota; Metazoa; Arthropoda; Insecta; Coleoptera; Nitidulidae
Source: the annotation of a GenBank genome assembly